GGUGACAUGACCUUGUACCCUCGUUGCAUCUUGUGACUUUGAGCUGACUGAAAAGAUGUUAUUAGGUCUCGGACAGAGAUUAUGUGCGAGGAGGAUUGUUGCUUCUUACUCUGCCCUUCAUCCCACGGCUCCUUGUGCGCGGCCCUUAUCAACCCGGCCAGAGCCGAUAGACUUAGAGCAUGACAAGUUCGUCCCCCCGAGUGGGAACGAAACGGAUAAUGCUCUCGUUAUCUUGCACGGUCUUUUCGGCAUGAAGAGGAACUGGCUUUCACUCGCCAAGGCCUUCCUCAGGGACCUCGACCGACCAAUCUACACCUUGGAUUUGAGAAACCACGGAGCAUCUCCUCACGCGGAACCAAUGACCUACUUGGCAAUGGCUGAAGAUGUUCUAGAGUUCUGUCGCAAACGCUCGCUUAGAGACGUCUCUCUCUUGGGUCAUUCGAUGGGUGGCAAGGUCGCGAUGUCUGUAGCCCUAAGCCCGGAGCUCCCCAGAGAGCUGCUUGCGCAUCUGAUCAUCGCAGAUAUGGCCCCAUCAAAGGGUGCAUUAUCAUCGGAGUUUCAAGGUUACGUUAAAGCCAUGAAGAAGAUAGAAGAUAGCCAUGUGACUACACGACAGGAGGCUCAGAAGAUAUUAGCACCCUACGAGCCUGAUGCUAUGACUCGAGCUUUCCUCCUCACAAACCUCCUUCCCCAGGCACACGAUCAUCACCACCAUCCUCUGAAGUUUCGAGUACCGAUUGAUAUCAUCGGUAAAGCCAUUGUGGAAAUUGGCGAUUUCCCAUACGAGCCCACUGAGCGCAGCUGGGACGGACCUACACUGUUCAUCAAGGGGCAAAGGAGCAAAUAUAUCAACAACCGUAAUGUACCAAUCGCGAAGCAAUUUUUCCCGAACCUGGCACUCGAGAACCUCGAAACCGGACACUGGGUACAUGCAGAGAAGUAG
Phanerochaete carnosa HHB-10118-sp is the source of this 943-nucleotide messenger RNA. RefSeq lists its product as uncharacterized. The record is from RefSeq and is a predicted model, not a curated record. The transcript has 7 exons. Bases 56 to 943 code for a protein of 295 amino acids. NCBI's taxonomy places the organism in Eukaryota, Fungi, Basidiomycota, Agaricomycetes, Polyporales, Phanerochaetaceae. Gene Ontology annotation, cellular component: mitochondrion.